AUGACAGACUCCGGAGAGGAUUCUCUGGAGCUUGACCAACCUCCCUCACACCACAUCAAAAAGCCAUGGGUAAUUCCAGCGCCAAAGAGGACCCUGGAGUGCAUCUUUGGGACCAGCAAGGUGUUCCAGAACUUUGAUGAUGCACAACCAAAGGUCGCGGGGUUAACAGUGCCCCUCAAAGUCAGGGAGUACUACCACUGUGGCCAGCAGUGCUUGGAGCAAAGCGACUGGGAGAUGGCUGUGCUGUACUUCUCCCGUGCCCUUCAGCUGGACUCCCGGCUGAUAGAUUUCUACGCCUUACGAGCCGAAGCCUAUAUCCAGCUCUGCGACUUCUCCUCUGCUGCCCAGAACCUGAGAAGGGCCCACGCCUUUAAACCAGAGAACCUGGAAUACCUGGAGCGGCUCAGCUGGGUGCUUUACCUGCAGGGCCAGUGCCUGUUUGAGCAGCGUGCUUUCAUGGACGCCCUGAACGUCUUCUCACAGGCCUCUGAGCUCCAGUCCGAGAACCCCUGCUUCCGCUACCGAUGCAUGGCCUGUCUGCUGGCCCUCAACCGGCACCAGGAGUGCCUCACCCUCGUCAGCAAGGAGGUGAAGAGCGGCACCAACAAUGCCGACAUCUACAUCCUGCGGGCCAGGCUCUACAACUACUUCCAGAAGCCCAACUUCUGCUAUCGGGACCUGCACAAAGCCUUGCUGCUGGAUCCCACACACCCGAAGGCCAAGGUGCUGCUCAGGAUGAUGGUGGACCAGGCCCAAGAGGCCCGGCAAGAGGCGGGGGUGCUAGCUGUUCAAGGCAAACUGCGGUAUGCACUGAAGCGCAUCAACUGUGCCAUCGAGAACAACCCCCUGGACCCCAGCUUCUUCCUCUUCCGGGGCACCAUGUACCGACAGCUCGGGGAGUUUGAUGCCGCCGUGGAGGACUUCCUGAAAGCCCUGGACAUGGCCAGCGAGAGCGAAAGCGACAUGGUGCAGCAGGCCCAGCGCCAGCUGCUGCUGGCCUACAACGACUUCGCGGUGAACUGCUACCGGCAGGGGGCCUACCAGGAGAGCGUGCUGCUGCUCAACAAGGCCCUCAGGGACGAGCAGCAGGAAAAAGGCCUCUACAUCAACCGUGGUGAUUGCUUCUUCCAGAUGGGCAACCUGGCUUUUGCUGAGGCGGACUACAAGCAGGCGCUGGCCUUGAGCCCGCAGGACGAGGGCGCCAACCUGCGGAUGGGCCUGCUGCAGGAGAGGAUGGGCUUCUGCGAGCAGAGAGGCCGGAAGUUCGAUAAGGCAGAGCACCACUUCUCAAUGGCCAUCCAGCACAACCCCCAGAAGCCCCAGUAUUACCUUUACCGGGCCAAGGUCCGGCAUCUCCUGCAGAACAUUUUGGGGGCCCGCCAGGAUGUUGUCACAGUCCUUCUCCUCGAACCCAAGCACCCGAAGCUGCCCUCCAUGCUGAUGAGCCUCUUCCCGGGCAUGUCAGUGAAGGAGGUGCUUAGCAGCCAGGUGGCCCACCUGGCCAGGUUGCAGCUGGAUCGGAUGAGGGAGAACUUCCUGAAGGCCGACAUUUCUCAAGGCAUCGUGGGGCAGCUCAGGGAACGGGAACUAGAGCGCCAGAAGGCACGGUCCCUGUGGGAGCAGGAAGAGCCCUCGCAGGAUACCUCUGAGGACCUAGAAGCCAUUGCGAAGAGUCCGCAGACAGAGUCAGAACACCCUGAGGAAGAGACCCCGGCCUCCGAGGUGGAGGAAGAGGAGAAGCCGGCGCCUGCCCCUGCCAAGGUGGUGUCCCUGACUGACAGCUACCAGACCUCCUCAGGCUCCAGCCUGUGCUUCAGGACUGCGUACAUCUCGGAGACAGAGACGUCCACUGCCUGCCAGGAGUACAGGAGCACCUCGAACACCAUUGUCACAGUCUCCGACUCCUCACUGCUGAAGUCUCAGUCCUCAGAUCUGGGGAUCUGGGAAGACCAAAACCUGACUGAUAGCCCCAGAAAAACCAAGGCCACCCAGGACCACAGCCAGAGUCCCAGCAAAACAGAAGCCAUUCAGGGCCAGAGUUCCGGCAAGACAGAGUCUGCCCAGGACAAGAGCCAGAGUCCUAGUAAAAUAGAGGCUGCCCAGGACCGGAGUCCCAGCAAGACACGGGCCGCCCUGGGCAGGAGUCCCAGCAAGACACAGGCCGCCCUGGGCCGGAGUCCCAGCAAGACACAGGCCGCCCAGGGCCGGAGUCCCAGCAAGACACAGGCCGCCCNGGGCCGGAGUCCCAGCAAGACACAGGCCGCCCAGGGCCGGAGUCCCAGCAAGACACAGGCCGCCCAGGGCCGGAGUCCCAGCAAGUCAGAGGCUGCCCAGGACCAGGGACGGAGUCCCAGCAAGUCAGAGGCCGCCCAGGACCAGAGCCGGAGUCCCAGCAAGACACAGGUCGCUCGGGACCGGGGUCCUAGUAAAACAGAGGCCGCCCAGGACCAGAGUCCCAGCAAGACACAGGCCGCCCUGGGCCGGAGUCCCAGCAAGACAGAGACUUCCCAGGACCAGAGCUGGGGACUAAUCCGAAGUUCUAGCAAGACCGAGGCUUUUGAUGACUCAAGUCAGAGCCCCAGCAACACUGAACUCACCCAGGGCCUAUGCCAGACCCCCAGUAAGGUCACAGAUGCCCAGACCCAGACGCAAAGCUCAAGCCCAUAUUCUAGCAACAGCGAAGUCCCCCAGGACCUGAGCCAGAACCCCAGCAGCAUCAAGGUCAACCAGGACUCCAGCUUGAGCAGUCACACUUCCAUCUGACAGCGCCACCGAGGC
Condylura cristata (star-nosed mole) is the source of this 2778-nucleotide messenger RNA. RefSeq names its product tetratricopeptide repeat domain 16 (gene TTC16). The transcript is spliced from 16 exons. The coding region runs from base 1 to 2763 and encodes 920 amino acids. Gene Ontology annotation, molecular function: protein binding. The record is from RefSeq and is a predicted model, not a curated record. NCBI's taxonomy places the organism in Eukaryota, Metazoa, Chordata, Mammalia, Eulipotyphla, Talpidae.